AUGGCGGAAACAAACAGCAAGAGAAUCCUCCUGCUGACACUCGUUGUCGGCUUGUCCCUCUUCCUGCUCAAUGUGAUCUUCGUUGGCACCUUCUAUGUUUGCAUGCAGCAGCGCAAAGACCGACACAGCGAUGGCAUUCUAGUCGCGGCCGCCGACGCGGACAACGGAAGCACGAGUGAGUUCUUGUCUCAAGCUCGACUCUUGCCACUUUUUUUCGCCAAAAUUUUGGGCCAGAACACAUACAAAUUGCUAGCUUCUCCUUCAGACAUAUGGAUUUUCGGCCUUAUUUCUGCAUUGGCCACACAGAUCGUUUAUUUUAUUAUGAAAAAAUGUGCAGAACUUUUAAUCAGAAUUAUAUUGCAGAAGGUACAAUUAACAGAAUUGACUUAUCUAGGCUUUUACCGUCAGUCAGACGAGAGGGGACAGGUAAACCACGAAAGCCUGAAGUAG
Molecule: messenger RNA, 450 nt
Organism: Dibothriocephalus latus
Lineage: Eukaryota; Metazoa; Platyhelminthes; Cestoda; Diphyllobothriidea; Diphyllobothriidae
Source: the annotation of a GenBank genome assembly